Molecule: messenger RNA, 3185 nt
Organism: Ziziphus jujuba (common jujube)
Lineage: Eukaryota; Viridiplantae; Streptophyta; Magnoliopsida; Rosales; Rhamnaceae
Product: zinc finger CCCH domain-containing protein 30
Exons: 2
Coding region: 343-2541 (732 amino acids)
Molecular function (GO): protein binding; metal ion binding
Source: RefSeq, a predicted model, not a curated record
ACAGAAAAACCUUUUUUAUGUUUAUUCUUUUAAAUAAUUAAUACUAUUUUUUCUUUCUUUUUAUUUUAUUUCAUUUAGGGAGAGCAAAGAGAGCAUAGGAAUUGGAGAUGGAAGGGGAAGGAAAAACAAAGCUCUCAUAUCUGUCAGUCUGCGCUCGCGAACAAAGAAAUUUUCUCGCGGAUUUUCUCGGUCCAAACAGUCGCUAGAAAAAAAGAAAAAAAGAAAAAAAGAAAGAAAAACUUUGAAGCUCUAGAUCUGCGUCACUGUCACAGUUUUGCCUGAAUGGCGCUUGCCUCGCUUUUUUAGCUGGAAGAUUUGCUGGAUGGUCCAGCUGAUGAAAGCAUGUGCUGUGGAUCAGAGCGGUUGAAACCUGUAUUGUCUUCUGCACUGUCUCCUAUUUCUUUUGAAGAAAGUAGACUCUCCAACGUAGCCAUGAAUCACUUGACCGUUGAAACUGAAGAUGCUUUUGCCAGUUUGCUUGAGCUUGCAGCUAACAAUGAUGUUGAGGGCUUUAGAAGAUCGAUUGAGUAUGACCCUUCUAGUGUUGAUGAGACUGGUCUAUGGUAUGGUCGCCAAAAGGGCUCGAAGCAGAUGGUUAACGAGCAGAGAACCCCGUUAAUGGUCGCUGCUACAUAUGGUAGUAUUGAUGUCAUUAAACUGAUUCUUUCUUUGUCAUCGGCCGAUGUAAAUCGACCCUGUGGUUUUGAUAGAAGCACUGCACUUCACUGUGCUGCUUCUGGUGGAGCAGUGAAUGCUGUUGAUGUUGUGAAACUACUUUUAGCAGCUGGUGCUGAUCCAAAUUCGGUUGAUGGCAAUGGUCGUCAUCCUAUUGAUGUGAUUGUUGUUCCUCAUCAUCUCCAGGAGGUGAAGCUAGCUCUUGAAGAACUUCUUAAGACCAGUGGUUCUGCUGUUGAAAGCACUCUGAUGAUUCAAACGAGGACUAUGAAUUCAAGUUCUCCUCCUUCCUCCUCAGAAAAUGGGUCUCCAUCUGCUUCAGAUUUCAUUUCUUCACCAACAAAGUUAAAGUUUAAUGAUCUACCUGUUUCUUCUAUGUCAGAGAAGAAAGAAUAUCCUAUUGAUCCAUCCCUUCCAGAUAUCAAGAACAGCAUAUACUCGACAGAUGAGUUCAGAAUGUAUUCAUUCAAGGUGCGGCCUUGUUCACGUGCUUAUUCUCAUGAUUGGACUGAGUGCCCCUUUGUCCAUCCAGGAGAAAAUGCUCGAAGAAGGGAUCCAAGGAAGUUCCACUACAGUUGUGUUCCUUGUCCUGAUUUCCGAAAAGGGGCUUGCAGACGUGGAGAUAUGUGUGAAUAUGCUCAUGGUGUAUUUGAAUGCUGGUUGCACCCAGCUCAAUAUCGUACUCGACUAUGCAAGGAUGGUACAAGCUGUGCUAGGAGAGUCUGCUUCUUUGCCCAUACACCAGAGGAACUCAGGCCAUUGUAUGUCUCUACUGGUUCUGCUGUUCCGUCGCCUCGUUCAGGCACUUCUGGUGCUGCUGCCAUGGAUUUUGCUGCAGCAAUGAGUCUCUUACCUGGCUCUCCGUCGUCAGUGUCUGUCAUGUCUCCUUCACCAUUCACACCCCCCAUGUCUCCAUCUGCUAAUGGAAUGUCGCACUCUUCUGUGGCUUGGCCACAACCAAAUGUCCCAGCUUUGCACCUACCAGGCAGCAAUCUUCAGUCUAGUCGAUUAAGAUCGUCUCUUCAUGCAAGGGACAUGCCUGCAGAUGAUUAUGAUUUACUCCCAGAUUUUGAUGUGCAGCAACAGCAGCUCUUAAACGAGUUAUCCUGCCUUUCUCAACCAUCUUUAAAUUCGAAUUCUGUGAACCGUCCUGGUCGUUUGAAAACUCUAACCCCGUCAAAUCUUGAUGAUCUCUUUUCCGCUGAGAGCUUAUCUCCUAGGUACUCUGAUCAAGGAUUGCCAUCUGCUGUUUUCUCCCCUACUCAUAAAUCUGCAGUUCUCAAUCAAUUUCAGCAGCAGCAGAGCAUGCUUUCUCCAAUCAACACGAAUUUCUCCCCGAAAAGUGUUGAUCAUCCUCUAUUGCAGGCUUCUUUCGGGGUCCCAUCCUCUGGGAGGAUGUCUCCUCGAAAUCUAGAACCUAUCUCACCAAUGAGCUCUCGGAUGUCAAUGUUAGCUCAACGAGAGAAGCAGCAACAAUUUCGAAGUCUCAGCUCUAGGGAACUAGGCUCUAACUCUGCUUCUGUUGUUGGUUCUCCUGUUAAUUCUUGGACAAAAUGGGGAUCCUCCAAUGGUAAGCCAGAUUGGGCAGUUAAUACUGAUGAACUUGGUAAGCUCCGCAGAUCAUCCUCAUUUGAGCUUGGGAACAAUGGAGAGGAGCCCGAUCUUUCAUGGGUUCAGUCACUUGUCAAGGAAUCUCCAACUGACAUGAAAGAGAAGUUAACAGCCCCUGUAUCAGGAGUUGCGGCAAAUGCAUCCUCCAGUGAGGGUUUGAACGGGAAUUCCCAAACGGAAUCAGUUGAUCAUGCUGUGCUAGGAGCGUGGCUCGAACAGAUGCAACUUGAUCAUCUUGUGGCUCAGCAAAACUGAAAACCAGUUUCAGUGAGCCCUGAGGUAGUUAACAACAGAAAGGUUUUGGUAAAUAACAUAUGCCUUUUUUCAGAUUUUUGUUGGUGGUGGAUGUGGUAAAAGAAAGUAACAGUAACAAAGAGGAAAGCAAGUGGAGAAAGAAAGUCACUCUGAAGAAGAAAAUUCGUUUUCAUAAUUCAUUAUUACGACAUAAGUUUAGAAAGAGUAAGAAUACCUCUGGGUUAUACUAAAACGAAACCCAGUCUAGGUGUCUUUUUGUUUCUAAUAUUUUCAUAUUUUUAGGUUUAUAUGAUUGUCAUUUUUUUCUUCUAUGAUGAACAACAUGUUCCAAGAAUAUGAUUAAAACUCAAAAAAAAGUUCUAUGAUUGUUCAAUCUUUUUCCUUAUUAUUCAUUGUCACCUCUGGUAAAAGAUUAGGAGGUUCAUGAUAUAUUCUCCUGAAGGGUUUAUGUUGUAUGGGGUCUGGACUUUCUUGUCCAUUUUUGGGAUUUAGAGAGGAUGUUACUUUCUAUGGCCUUUUAUGUAAUUUAGAAUUUAGUAAACUGGAAAUGCCAGUUACUUUGGGGAAAAAAAAUUGUGAUCCUUCCAUGUAACAUUCAAUUUUACUGCUAUUAAUUGGUAUUAGUAAUACCUUUAUUAUUAUUA